Messenger RNA from Rotaria sordida, 636 nucleotides. The record is from the annotation of a GenBank genome assembly. Lineage: Eukaryota; Metazoa; Rotifera; Eurotatoria; Philodinida; Philodinidae.
AUGGAUAAUUUAUCAAAAAUUACAUAUAUUGUUAUUACUACCGAGUUUUGGAGUGAUAAAAAACAAAACUCCUAUUUAGUUUUAACCGGACAUUAUGUUGAUGAUCAAUUUAAAAAACAAUUAACUGAACUUCAAAUAUUUGAUAAAGUUACAACAAUAACGUGCGAUGGAGCACCAAACAUAGUUGGUUUUUUUGAUUAUUUUAGUCGAACUGGCAUUUGGUUAAAAAAAGUAACUGUUAUUCAAGAAAGUGAUACAAAUAUGAUUGAUAUUGAUGAACAUCUAAGCCAAAUAGUUCGAACAAUUAAAAUCAAUGAAGAUAUUGAAGAUGAACAAGAAGAAGGCGAUGAUAAUGAUGAUGAUGAACAAGACGAUAUUGAAGAAUGCAAUCAAGGUGAUAGUGAAUUAGAAUCAGCAACAGCAGAUCGUUCAACAAGUGAUCAGCAAAGUGAUGAAGACGAAUCUGAAGAUGAAGAAAGUGAUCUGGAAGAUAACUUCCAAUAUGGUGUAAACACCGAUGAUGAUAAUAAUAUAUUACCAAUUGAAAUUGAUCAAAGAGUUGGUGAUUUCUUAUUUUUAUGUAGAGGACUUAUUGAUACAAUCAAUGGAUCGGCAGUAUUGUCUUUUUUUAUUUAG